Paraglomus brasilianum is the source of this 555-nucleotide messenger RNA. Lineage: Eukaryota; Fungi; Glomeromycota; Glomeromycetes; Paraglomerales; Paraglomeraceae. The record is from the annotation of a GenBank genome assembly.
AUGGAGGUAUCAAAUGAUGUAGGUGUGAUCUUCAGAAUAGUCAACGCGCCGGACAUUGAUCGAGCAUAUCAAAUAGAAUUUCAUGCCGCCGCACAACCUCUUUCCCUCGCUCAUCUUACUCUCAUCUUAACACAUUCGUUCUUUGACCUCUUUUUCUCUUCACCAGGCUACCCACCAGAUGAAGCAGCAAGUCUCGACGUGCUAAAAUACCGCCAAAAUCAAGCUCCUUCCCUUUUCCUUGGAGCUUACCUCCCUGCUUCCGACUACCUAAUCGGUUUUGUUGUUGGCACGCUCACUUGUUCUCCAACUCUUACUCACGCAUCCAUGUCUCAACAUGAAGCGAAGGGUAAAACUGUAUGUGUGCAUUCCGUUUGCGUUGACAACAUGUUUAGACGGCGAGGAGUUGCUACACGCCUGGUGACAGAGUAUGUGAGGCGAAUGAAGGAGGAAAAUUAUGAACGGAUUGUGUUAAUUAGUCAUGAAUAUUUGAUCCCAUUCUACGAGAAUCUUGGGUUUAAGCUAGUUGGAGAAAGCAAAAUUCAGCAUGCUUGCUAA